Messenger RNA from Xyrauchen texanus (razorback sucker), 3195 nucleotides. It is a transcript of the gene septin4b, whose product is annotated as septin 4b. The record is from RefSeq and is a predicted model, not a curated record. Gene Ontology annotation, molecular function: GTP binding; molecular adaptor activity; GTPase activity. The transcript is spliced from 13 exons. Gene Ontology annotation, cellular component: cell division site; synaptic vesicle; septin complex. Lineage: Eukaryota; Metazoa; Chordata; Actinopteri; Cypriniformes; Catostomidae. Bases 85 to 1587 code for a protein of 500 amino acids. Gene Ontology annotation, biological process: cytoskeleton-dependent cytokinesis; regulation of exocytosis.
AGGAGCUGGCUUUAUGAAGGCAAGAAAUGUAGAUUGUUUCAUCUGUCUCAAGGCGUUUCAGAGUGUACAGUAGCUCCAGUAGCAAUGGAGGACAGUGACCAUGAAGCUGACUCGGCAUCCGAUGAUCAGGACUCUAUGCCAGCAUCCCCUGAACCCAAAGCACAUGAAGUGGAACAGCACUUCCCUAAGGAAGACUCUGAUGACUCCGAGCUGGAGAACAUCAUAGGACAUCACCCACCCAAAGAGGGCCACCCGUUCGCCUACCACGGGCUCCAUAAGGGCGAGAGUGAGUGUGAGGGGCAUAGCAGACCCCACAGCCCGGGAACACCCACCUACCCGAGGGCCACCGCGGUGCCCAGGGGCCCGGGAGAGUUAGAGCACGAGUCCAGACACAUGGCUCAGCGGGGCCACGUGGAUUUUAGCCUGCUGUCUCCUAUCAGCCCCUCCAGACCUAAAAGUCCCUGGGGUCGAUAUGACCCAUACAACUCUACUGAGGAUCAAGAUAAGGAGUAUGUGGGAUUUGCCACUUUGCCAAAUCAGGUUCACCGCAAAUCUGUAAAGAAGGGCUUUGACUUCACUUUAAUGGUAGCUGGAGAGUCUGGUUUAGGAAAAUCCACCCUGGUCAACAGUCUGUUCCUCACAGAUCUCUACAAAGACAGAAAACUGCUCAACGCUGAGGAGAGGAUCACUCAGACGGUGGAGAUCACAAAACACACAGUGGACAUUGAAGAGAAGGGCGUCAAACUCAAACUCACUAUCGUGGACACACCAGGAUUUGGAGAUGCUGUAAAUAACACUGAAUGCUGGAAGUCAGUGGCAGAUUACAUUGAUCAGCAGUUUGAGCAGUACUUCAGAGACGAGAGUGGACUGAACCGCAAGAACAUUCAGGAUAAUCGCGUGCACUGCUGCCUGUACUUCAUUUCACCCUUCGGUCACGGUUUGAGGCCUCUGGAUGUGGAGUUCAUGAAAGCUCUCCACGAGAAGGUCAACAUCGUUCCUGUGCUAGCUAAAGCGGACACACUCACCCCGACUGAAGUCAAGAAGAAGAAGAUCAAGAUUCGAGAAGAGAUCGAGCAGUACGGGAUCAAGAUCUAUCAGUUUCCAGACUGUGAUUCGGAUGAAGAUGAGGACUUCAAACAACAAGACCAGGAGCUCAAGGACAGCAUUCCCUUCGCUGUGAUUGGCAGUAACACAGUAGUGGAGGCGAAAGGCAAGAGGGUUCGAGGCCGUCUGUACCCCUGGGGAAUUGUAGAAGUGGAGAAUCCGGCACACUGUGACUUUGUGAAGUUGAGGAAUAUGCUGGUACGAACACACAUGCAGGAUCUGAAGGAUGUGACACGGGAAACUCACUAUGAGAACUACAGAGCGCACUGUAUUCAGAGCAUGACACGCAUGGUGGUGAAGGAGCGCAACCGCAAUAAAUUGACCCGGGAGAGCGGCACAGACUUCCCCAUUCCAAUGGUGACCGGCGUCACUGACAACGAGACGGAGAAGCUGAUCCGUGAGAAAGACGAGGAGUUGCGACGGAUGCAGGAGAUGCUGCAGAAGAUUCAAGAGCAGAUGCACACGCAGAAAGAGGCAUAUUAACGAUGUGUCAUUCUGCUCUUAGGCACUACCCCUGACCACGCCCACCAGAGUUGCCCCGCCCUCUCCAGCACCUUCGCUGUGAUAUCUGUUGAAUUACUGCAGUAUAUGAGAACUGGAGUCAGUACCACUGCUCUUACUCAUAUUAUGUUGCCUUUUACGGCAGGUUCACACAUCCUCCGUGAGCGGUGCGGUCGCGUUGGACCGGUAGCGGUUCUAGCUUGUUUGGUGCCCUGGGCGAAACCCUCUUCAACACACCCCCAAAGUUGUUGUCUGGGGUGAGGGGUGCUGCAGGGCGAAUGGUGUAGUCUGUUAAUAUGGGUGGUGAAAUUAAUACACCCCACUCACAGAGGAUGUGUGAACCUGGCGGGGCAUCAGAAUCUCCAAUGACUGCCCUUCCUUGCACGUUAUACUUUAUUCAAGGACCCAAUCGAAGCCACAGAACACAGACGAUCGCCUCACAGCUUACACCACAUCAGAUUUUUACCUUGUACCCCCCCCCACCCCUCUGUUCAGGGCAUCAAUUUGGCCCCCGCUUGCCUUGUCUAGAGCUUUUGGAACUUUUCCACUGCACGUUACGGUUCGACUCCCUCAACUCUACUUGUUUUAUGUUUCUGAGCUUGCAUUUCCAUUUCAUUUGAGUGCCGCAUCAACGUGGGUGGGAUUAUAGGCUGGUCGUCAUAGUUGCUUGAUGGUUCUGUAGUCACUUAAGUUUUUUUUUUACUUUUUUCUACACUGUUGGAAGAUCAGGUGAUAGCUGUGUGCGGCCAACAGCUGAGACACUUCCUGAGAGACUUUUUGGUUUCACUCAUCGCUAACGAGAGUACCGUCUGCACCUCGUUUAUUGAUCAUGGCGUGGUUUUGCGCACAGCCAUUUCUUUUACAAUUCGAAAGUUGCGUGAACAAAUGAAACUGUUAUCGCUGUUGCUAAAUUUAAAACUAGCGGGUUGAUGUCGCGUAUCGGAAAUCCAGUGACGCUGGUAGUGACUGUUCUCCCUCACCAAUCAGUGAUCUGCAAGAUUUUGACGUCACAUUUAGUAUCGGCUUAGCUCACUUGGAACCUCGACCGAGAUACUAAAGAAAGUAUCAGGUACAAUGCACAGUGGAAAACUCCAAAAAGCGAGCAGAGUCGAAUUGAGUCGAGUUGUACCGUGUGGUGGAAAAGCCCCAUCAGUGCAUGUGAUGACCAUAUCAAUGAACACACAUUUUGUUUGCACAUUCACAUUUACAAUUCCAGACACAGAAAUAAGGUAAACGGUUUAUACAUUUGAAUAUCAUGAAUAGAUGCGGGGUCAUAUUUCAUUAUAAUUAAGAAAUUAUAUUUUGAGUAUGAAAAUGAAGUCUAUUUUAGGACUAUUUAAUAAUUUUUUGCAUUGUGACAUUAUUUUAUGGACCUAAAUUCCCAAACCUUUCCCAAAAUUCUAAUUACUGAAUUAUGAAAAAAUAAAUUAAAUCUAAUUCUCGUACUGUAAUACAAUACAAUAAUAAUGAUAUCUUAUUUUAAUUAUAAAUUAAUUUAGACAGAUAUUACAGGAACGAGAAUGAAAAUCACCAUUGAGAAUAAUGAUAAUUACAAAAUAAAACCGUAAACUGCCCAGAUGUAUUACGGUA